Dermacentor andersoni is the source of this 14901-nucleotide messenger RNA. It is a transcript of the gene RIC-3, whose product is annotated as RIC3 acetylcholine receptor chaperone. Gene Ontology annotation, cellular component: neuron projection; neuronal cell body; intracellular membrane-bounded organelle. Lineage: Eukaryota; Metazoa; Arthropoda; Arachnida; Ixodida; Ixodidae. The record is from RefSeq and is a predicted model, not a curated record. Gene Ontology annotation, biological process: synaptic transmission, cholinergic; protein localization to cell surface.
CACCACACAUACAUUUCACAGCGACGACUUCGUGCAGAUCUCAAAGGCCUUGCUUUUUGAAUGCAUAAGCCAGAAACGCAAAAGACAUCAUGGAUGCCAUGUUGUAAGGAUAUCACGGGCUAAAAGAUGUGCUGAAGACAAGUUGGUGUUACCGUAACUCUAUCUCAAAAUUUCGACUGGCAUUUCGAGAAGUGGCGAGUUGGUUCUUUAUUCUAUGGUUCUGUUCUCUGAUCGCGCCGCUCAUUUUCCCCGUCAAAGUGCUCAAAGCAUAGAGGUGCAAAGCUACCACGGCCCCAGCCACGGUUUUGGCGCUACCAGCAAGCAUGUGAAGGUACACGGAGCUUUGGCUGAGCUGGCUGAGCCAUGAAGUGCGCUUAGCCGCAGAACACCGGGAGCGAAACUGAUCGCACUCCGCAAGCGCGAUUCCAUAAGAUGGCGAAUUCGGAUAUUGGCGUUGGGAAAAGCAUCGCCGUGCUUGCAAUCGUGGUCGGUUGCUUCACAGUCCUCUGGCCCAAAGUGUUCUAUCCAAUGAUGCAGGCAGCUUUCUCCAUGUCGUUUACGGCACAAGAAGGACCGGACGGCUUGAUCCCAGGCCGAGGGGCCCAGCCACAAACGUACGAAGCCAUGGGCCAGGCCCGACCUCACAACCCAGAGUAUGCAAGGGGCCGUCCAUUUCCACAUCCAUCGAUGCGCCAGCCCCCUCGACAGGCCGCCAAGACGGGUGGCACCAUGAACCUCGUGAUGCCUUUGUACACGAUUGGAGUGGUCGUCUUCUUUCUUUACACUGUGCUCAAGUUGGUAUGUAAGAAGCCCCCUGCUCCAGCAGCACCAGACAGUGUGAACCAGGAGCCAUGGUCACGUCCUGACCCGCGAGGCACCUCGGGCUUCGGCUCACCAGGCCGCAGGGUCCACCCGGGCGACUCUUCACGACAGACUCCCCUGGGUGAAGUGGAAGAGCUGAAGCGGCGCCUGGCACAGACAGAGGCACUGUUGCAGCAGUUGCUCAUUCGCCAGUCGGGCGGGGCUCAGCCAGCGAGCACCAACAUGGGCCAUUCCAUCAACCUGCUUGUCCGCGAGCUCUCCAAGGGAAGUCAGCAGACGCCUCUGCAUGAGCGGCACGAGGGCUUGCGGCAUCGUCGGCCAGCACAUCAGACAUCAGAGGACGAGCCUGCCUGCCCUUGCGGUGCACCACUGAGCAGAGAGUCCUGCCAGGGUGGCUCACAACCAGACUCCUGCUCGGACGGAACGGCAGACAGCGGGGACGAAGCGCUGCCGCCACCGGACAGCGAGGCUGUUGCCCACUAAGCAUCCCACGGGGCAGGAGAAACGCUACUCACGGCCCGAUUUGAGGCGAGGCAAAAUUUACUGUCUCGGCACCCGACGUCAACGAGACAGGAUGGAGCGGCUAUCGCCUUCCUGCGCACUCAGUCCUGCAGAAUCGGAGUAGUUCGCUUCAGUGCUGCUGGACAGCAGAGGCUCCAUCUGCACUGGCCUGGCUGCCACUCGAGAAUGCAGCAAAGGACAACAAAAGUGCACUAGUUUUGGCAUGCUGAACAAACAGUACAGACAACAGGACUACGGGAAGACAACAACAUAAGCGCUGACUAUCAACUAGUAGUUUAUUUGAGCAACAGAAGUGUAUGCAAGACAAAAGGCGGGAAGCAAGUAAGAUAUCCUGCAAGAGGAAGAGACCUUUUGUCUUCGCUGUUUGUUCAGUGUGUCGAUGUUCAACCAACUAGCCUAAACUAACACUUUUAUGCUAAUUCGGGCUGGUUUGUACACAUUAUAGCAAACUGUAGCAACAGUGUAUGAGGCAAAACAAACGAAAUGGACAGACAUUCGUUUGUUAGUCUGUUCACGCCAUUUGUCCUGUCCCAUGAACUGUUGCUCCACUUAGCUAUAGCAAAGGGCAAGCCCACGUGUAGCUAUCUUUGGAAACGAGACAAAGCCAGCUUGGAAGGCCUCAUAUACAGUGGCUGUUCCAUAGCAGAGAACCAGUUUGAUGCGGUCAUCAGUGCAGUUGAACUCGAUAUGAUGAACACGGAUUUAAUGAAUUCAAUCAAUCUAUCAGUCCUUCCUUAUUACCUAAUUGUACAUAAUUAUUUCAUUGUACAUUUAAUUGUACGUAAUGAAGUACGUCUAAAAUUUGGUUGGUCACACUUUAUUUGAAUGAGUGUUCUAACACUAUAAUUAAACCAUGAAUGUGGGAUCCAAGCCAUAUUGUUUAUAGCGAAGCAAAUUUGUAUUUGCACAAGUGUCAAAAUAUUACGCAGGACAGUAGCAACAAAGCCAAAGUGCUCACAGAAGUAACAACACCACUGUGUUGCACUGGUGUUGCAAUUAUAUUGCACAGACCUGACUGCAGAUUUGCUGUUGCUGAUUUUCUUUUGUUCUCUCAUGAAGAAUACUGGAUAUAACGAGCAAAAUUUUCCGCAAAAUGCUACUUUGUUAUAUUGAAGUCUAACUGUACCACCUCUCCUCCAGUACCUCAACCAUCAUCAUCAAUGUUUUAUUAGCCUCACCAUCACUACCAUUAUCAUCUACAUUGUCAUUAUUAUUAGGACAACAUGUGUCAACAAAGAUGUUGAAGUAGGACUAACAUGACACAGGUAAGCCAGCACCAUUGUGGAAGGCUUACAAUAUGGCUGUUGAGUGCUGUACUGAUUGAUGUAUGCGACUUUCCUUUGGCAAGUGCUACAUUAGUUUAACUUACAAUUGUGAAAUAUGCAAGACGCAAAUGUGAAAAUGCAAGAUGUCACUCAAAGAAGCUAAGUGUUGAUUUGGAUUCCAAGCAUUUUAUUCUGUUUUUAGUCCAGGUCUAGGAAUUUCUACUACACGUGCAUUGUUCUUGUACAUCCAGGUAGCUUGUUCAAGUGAAGCUUACUGAAGUGCAUGCAAAUGUUAAAAGUUUGGAACAAGCUAUACUUCUCUCAUCGGUUCCUGGACGGUGAGAACAGCAGGUAUUUAGUUACUUAAUUUGUUUCUCUGGUGCAAGAGACUACGCCCCAUAACAGCUCUUUCAUUCAGACAAAUAUGUCAUUACACAUGCGCAACAUGGCAUACAGUUUGACCAGCUCAACCGCAUUGGCGAGUAAGUCUCAGUGUCAAACAACACAUUGCAUAAAUUUAUUGUGCAUUUUUUUUCAUGCCUCACCAUGCUUUGUUGUUUCGUUUUCAGACCAAGAUUCAUACAGCAUGCUCUAUGGGCAAGCACUUAUUUGAUUCAUGAUUCUUAUUUAUGUUUUUGUGGUUUAUGCAUUGCUAUUUAUUGUAGUUACUCUGUACACUUCCAAAGAGAGGAGGUUUGCAGGAAGUUCCACUAUCCUGAGUGCCAAAGCACCUGUUGUUGUGAGGGAAAGCCACACUUGCUGCUUGCAAGAGCCAUACCCAGCACACUAGCCAUGGAUGGUCGUUUGAUCUGGUUUAAGGAGACCACAGCACACUUGAUUAUAAACGAAAUAGACUUGAGCAUAUAUAUUUGCAGGGUCCUUUGCUGUGUGUCGUAUAGUGGUACCAUCUGUCAAAACACGUGGUGAUCAGCAAAACUGACAGCGAAGCAACAGGAACUAGUGAAAAGCACUCAUCUGGCUUUCUUCCUUCCAAUAGAAGAAAAAGGAGAAUCAAAUAAGAUAGAAAACUGUGUGAGUUGGUGUUUAUACAGUAGAACCUCGUUGAUACGAUCCUGUUACGUAUGAUUUCUCAAUGCCAACAUUCGCAGUCGAGAACACAGAAAAAUGACCCAAUUGAGUUAUGCUUCAUUUUUACCGGUUCGUGCAUUUCCGGAAAACACGGCCUUUCAGCACUAACGUUCAAUAUGCUGGCAAACUGCGAUGGUAUGAUACGUUUUCUGGCCACUAGAUCCCAUGUAAACAAGAAAACGCUCUACGUGUGCUUGAUCGAGAACAGUAGCCACCUGCUGCAUCAGCUUCCCCACAAUGCUCGCCAGCUGGUCUGUAUCACGUGAAAAUUUCGGUGCGCACCCAGUUUCUUAUUCCUGUACCGGCAAAUCUCCUCCCAGGUUGUUGCACGCCACACUCACAGCUGUCGCUGCCAACCAAUGAAUAUAUUGUGAUAAGCAUCUUCACCUAUCUGUUUCACUGUUUCACAGCGCGUGGUGCCGUUGAAGGCUUAAUUAAUAAACGCAUUUAAUAGGCAAUAACCCAAACGCGGCACCAUUCCCUGCUGUAGGCACCACGAUGUGAGCAUCACAUUCCACUCCCGCAGCAACCGGCACAGCCUACCAGCUCAAUUUAACCCCAACAACACACAGGCAUCCUAGGGACAUAUGAAGGAUGUCCCAUACGAGAUUUUAUGGAAAUCCUAGGGAUGUCUGUGAUUAAUCCCGAACACUACCCAAGUGAGAUAAAAAACAACCUCCCGGGGAUGUCCCAAAGUCAUGUGUCAUGUGGUACUUGAUUGGGAUGUUAGAUGUCUCAUUUUUUCUCAUGUACUGGACUGUCACAGAGGUUUUUAACGUGAGAAUGAGGAAGAAGGGCAAGUGUAGAAGGAGCACACUGCAUAUUUUACUUGAUUUAUAUGGUCUAAGAUUUUAGUUCUCUAACAUUGGACCUGCCAAGGAGACCCCAUUAAAAAAAUUCGGGAAGAAACAUUCGUACAGAAAAAAAAAACACUUUUAUUUUGGUAAAAGCAGUAAACAUAAGUAUUAAAUAGACGACUACUGUGAACAUCAAAAUCAGCACGCUUAAUUUUUAAGUGUUCCCUGAGCCCUCGCAAUGCAUGGGAUAGAUGCAUAAUUGACAAACUAUUCAGAUAAGUGUUCCACAAUGCUUGUUGCAUUACAACUGUAUGAAUGGACAAUGAAUGAACUGGCAAACAUUAUGUUGCAGUAAAAGGAAAAAGGAAUGAGUAUUAUAAAAAUUAUUGUCAACACCUUUAAAUUAUGGUAUCGCAGAAUGGGUUUCUUCAUGCUGAGUGGGCCUCUGUUGAUCUCUCUGCUGCCACCCUCUCGGGAACAUGAUGAAACCAUCACAUGCCUGCUUUUUUUAUGUCUUUCAGAGUGGCCCUGAAGUAAGUGUCACGGGUCAGGCUGCCUGCACACACAUAAGAACAUGUUUCUUUUUUUCUUAAAGUAUGCAGGGUAUCUUUGGGUUGGAAAACAAGAACUUUCACAACCAUUACUGCCUCUUGCUUGCUCAAAAUUGCUGAGUAAUGAUGCCCUGGGUGGUCAUACAUUAUUUACAUAUAAGACAGUUUUAGAAAAGCAUACAAGUAAAUGUAGACACAACAGUAACUGCACCCAGUUGUCUCACAGUAACAGGUCCUAUGCUGGCCUCGCGGAUCGCACUUGACAAGAUCAAAGCGUCCUCUAUCCAGCUAGAUGAUAGGUCGAACGCUGUUGAACAUUUAAAACAAACUUUAAUUACACUGAGAAAGUGAAAAAACACACAAAACGUUCAGUUUUACAGCCCAUAGAAAAGUGCCGAUGGGGCGAGUCUGGCCAUCCCGCACUUUUUCGAAGCAUGGUUUCUACCCCCAUUGUCGUCCUCCAGGCCCAGGAAACAUCACCCGACACCUCGGAGCGUCGUCACUGGGUCACUUCCAGGAACCAAACGAAGGAAGCGGUUCCCUUCUCUCGCACACAGCUCGGAGUCCACAGGGGGUCAGCGAAACAAACCAAUAAAAGAAAGGAAGGCUCGCUUCCCUCUUGAAAGAAAAGUCCGGCUGCACGUCCACAAUGUGCAAAGAACACUGCCUGUCUGGUGUCUUCCGUUGUUAGACACCACGAGUGUAUCACGGUGACAGCAAAUGCACAACUUCUGUUGUUGGUGGGAAGAAUGUUUUUAUGACCCCGUCUUUGGCUGUUUUCAGUUCGACCUUGUACACCCUUCCAUCCGCGCUGGCCAGGCUUUGUGUAAUCUCUCCGAUGGGCCAGUCAUCGCGGGUUGCUUUUUUAUCCCUGAGUAGAACCAUGUCACCUUCUUUGAAGGCAGGCUUUGCUGCUUGCCAUUUUCACCGUUGCUGCAAAGUAGUGGCAUACUUUGUGCACCAGCAGUUCCAGAAGUCUUCAGCCAUGUUUUGCGCUAGUUGCCAAAGUUGUUCGUAGUGGUUGCUUAUGUCUAAUUGCCCAGUUGUUAUAGAUGUGCUUCCAUGUUUUUGGGUUAAAAGUGUCACCGGAGUUAGGAUGGUGAGAUAUUCCGGGUCAGACGAAGUGGGAGUUAUGGGCCUGUAAUUAAUGAUGGCCACAACUUCUGCCAAAAAGGUUGCAAGAAUGUCAUGCGUGAGUCAUUGAUAAUGUGACUGCGUGAGCAUUGAGUCAAGAAUGCGGCAUGCAGUGCCGGUCAUUCACUUUGGAUAUUCAUUCACAAAUGGAUAUUCACGAAUAUCCAUUUGCAGCCGUUUCCUGUGAAGAACUUGCCUAUUUGUGAACAAUGAAUGCCGUCUGCGCUAAUUCCAAGUUCUCUGCACGCUCCGCUAAAAUUGGUCCCGCAGUCGGAGCGUAUUAGCUUGACGGGUCAUCGCACUGAUAGGAACCUUCGGAAGGCACUAAUGAAACUCUACGUGUCCAUUGAUUCGAUCAGCUCAAUGUGCACUGCGCAAAUGCUUAAGCAAGUGCCCAGUGCUUGCUGUUUGAGACACCACCUCUCGUUCGGCGAGAGGCAAUCAUCCAGGAACUGAAAACAUCAAUUCCAACAUUCGUGAAAGGAAGAUCUAUGCUGAUUCGGUCUGCCGAAGGUCAGCCAUCUUCUGGUCAUGAAAGCACCCUUGCAGCCUUUUGCAUGAGAUGCAUGCCUCCAGCACGGAUGAGAUGCACUGUUUACCUCCGGCAAAUCAAUACCCAGCAGCUCGUAUGGCUCCUUCUGUGAUUUGUCGGCCCUGAUGUUGCACGCAUUCAUGGUGGUGGCGCACGAGAAGUGUCGCGACAUGGUGCCAACCCAGCAUUAAGAGAGGGUAUUUCCCAUCAUCCGGAAGAUCACCUCUGUCCAAGCAGCUGCCGACACGUAUCAAGCCGUUGGCGUCUCGGAAUCGGUCAAACCUUCGAAGCGAGCUUAUCUUAUGAACUUGCUUUCCUCUCUGGAUACAGCGUAUCUCAUCAAAAAAAUGCGUCUUCUGUACUGCACGAAUGACAACGAACCUGGCUUUGGAGAGCACCUCAGCAGGAGCCACCUCUUCUUCUGACGCGUUCUUUGCGCGACGGACAACCUGGAUCAGACUUGCCACCACAUAAGUUAGAGAUUUCCACUUUGAGAACCUAUAAAAGCAUUCAGCUCCGAGUCGCUGUCGUUUGUUCACCUCCAUCGCCAGAGUGCAGACUUCAGGGUGUGUUUCUCGGUCUUCGUUAGGAUUUAGGAGGGUGAAACCCGUAGACUGUGCUUCCUCCUCUCAUCGUGAGAUAAAGUCAGGUCCGCACUACCACUUGGUGCUCUUAAAACUGUCUCGUUGGAAUCAUGCUAGUGGCUUGGUCUGCUGGAUUUUCUUCUGUGUGAACGUAUUUCCAUUGUUCAGGUUGCGUGCUGCUCCGUAUCGACCGCACCCUGUUGGCCACAUACAUGCAGAACCUUGUUUCAUUGUGUAUGUAACCCAAGACCACUUUGCCAUCCGUGUAGAACAUGACCGAGUUCAGCUGGAAGUCCAAUUCUCAUAGUAUGGAAUCGCCAUUUCUACAGCAAGCACCGCUGCACGCAACUCAAGCCUUGGAAUGGUGUGUUCUGGUUGUGGAGCAAGCUUGGCCUUUGCCAUGACCAAUCCAACGUGUCUGUUUCCUUUCUUGUCGGCCGCAAGUAGGUGUGCCUCCGCUGCAACGGCCCUUGUGGAUGCAUAUGAAAAUACAUGAAUGUCCCUACUUUCAGCUUCAAGCAUUGAGACUGGCGCAUACAUUUUUUGCACGUGAAGAUGGUGUAGUGCCUGGAGAGAGUUCUUCUACUCCUCCCAGCUCCUCUCAGUCAUAACCCUUCAUCACGACAUCACGGAGGAGGUACUUGCCUUGAACAUUUAUUGGAGCCACAACAUCUAGUGGGUUGUAAAGGCUGUUGACGGUCGACAACACUCCCCGCCGCAUAUUUGGCCUGUCUUGAAGAGGAGCCCUGAAGAUGAAGCUGUCGUUGCCUAUAUCCCACAGUAGACCGAGACAUUCUCUGCAUAAGCGACGCGUCUGUGCCAAAGUUCUUCAGACCCUGGGCGUAGUCCUCUGGAGAAAAUUCAUUCAGUGCAUUCUGCCUAUUCGGCGCUAUCUUGUACAGCCUUAUGUUAGCUGGGGUCCUUGAUUUUCGCACAGCUGGCAGCUUGUCGAGUGGCGGGAAAUUGUUGCUUGCGCACUACAUAGGGGAUCUUGUAUUUCGCCUUGCACGUUCGGGCUCCGGUUGGGUGUUCGUCCCCGCACAACUUACAUUUUGGGGUACAGCGAUGGUCUUCUUUAGGGUUCGCAAGUCCGCAAGCCAGGCACGUCUUCAUUGUGGGGGUCGGACACACGUCCUUGCGGUGUCCCACUCGGCCGCACUGCUGGCAAGCGUCAAUCUGUUUCCUGUAGAGGCGGCACAGUUUCAGGGUGACUCAGUAUCAGACGAAGUACGGUACCUUGGGUCCCUGGAACACCACAAUCGCGGUGGUCGUGCUGCCAAUCCUCUUUGCGCCCACUGCUAGCAGGUUCCUGUCAUGGACGAUGUUUCUAUCUAGCUCGUCGGCGCUCGCGUCGAUGGGGAUGCCUCUGAUGACGCCCUUUAUGGUGUCGUGAGGUGCUGUGCAACAUGCGCUUAAAGGUUUGCCUUGAAUAGAGAUUUCCUAGAUUUUAGCGUACCUUGCCGCAUUGUCUUCGUUCGGUGUACUGACGACCAUAAUGUUUUGUUGCGUGUUGGGGAAGAUGAUGUCCGUGGCACUUUCCUCGCUUGUAAUCUUGGUCGCGGCGAGUAUGGCCACAGUGACAAUGGUGGUGCCGGUCUUGACGAUGUCCAGUCCCCCUCUGGUUCUGAUGACUAUCUUGCUUUCUUCCAGUGGCAUGGCUGGCAUGCGUGCUGCCUUAAUGAUCAAGGCUCUGACGUUCUUGUUGAAUUUCGAUUUCGGGCUUGUUUGACUCCUGCCGGGGGUCUGCUGGCGCAGCCUCGAGUUCUAGGAGGAGGUCUCCAAGCUCUUGCAGUCUGGUAUUAUCCUGGUAAGAUAUUUUCCGGAAGUGUUCCAGGCACUUCAGUAGCUCAAUUGCCUCAGGGCGCCUAAAGACGUCGUCUAGCUGUUUCCACACAACGUUCAAGCCUGUUGUAAAGUCAUCGAUGUGCACUGAUUUCAACCUCCGAGCCUGAUGUGACGAUUCAGGGCCAAACUAUUUGAUGAGAAGGUCGAGCGCUUCCUGGGCAGAAAGUCCUAGAUCUCUGAUGACAUUUUUGUAGAAUGACUUCCAAGCGUGAAAGUUUUCAAGUCAAUCAUCAAACUUAGUAAGACCACUUGAAACAAGGUCUUUGCAUCACAAGAAUUUAAGGACAGCGGCUAGCGCUGAGCUUGAACUGCUGUGUGCAGGGGCUUACACAGGCAGCUGCAGGUCAACUAGUAAGUACAUAGGACAACUCGUAGUUCCGGCAUGCUUUGAACUUGGGUUGUUAAGGGCAACAUGGUAGUAAAAUGGCUGCUUAUCAGCUUGCUGACACAUCGAAUUAUUCACAGCUGUGUUGACUCCCGGCGACGUGUGAGCAUUGUUUACGUCACCGCUAGAGUUGGUAACAGCCACCUCAGUAAACACAAGCGCAGCGUUGCGUAGGGUUUCCUGUUCAUUGAUAUAGCCCCUAGUUUGCUGCGUUAGGUCUACAGAAGGGAGCGUGCGCAUUCCCUCCCCACCAUCCUGCUCCACAGCUGCCUCGAACGCAAUCGCCUGUGCAUCUGCAGCUGCCGUUUCUUUGUCAUCCUGCAAGAUAUCCAACUCAAUCUCAAUUCUUGCCUUCUCAAUGCGCAUCAUGGCCUCUCUGCGACAAAACUCUGCUCAGGUCCAAACGGCUUGUGCUUGCACACGUGCUUGUACGGCAGCUAGGAUGAUUGUUGACAAGCCUUAUCAUCGUGAGCUUGGAGAAACACUUCAGUGGGCCGAUAAAGAGUGCUGUGACGUCUCUUACAAGUGAUCGCAUUCUCAUUCUGCAGCCUUGCCACACAGUCUCAUCACGAUCUGCAUCGAUUGCUUUCUGAAGGUGUAAUUCCUGCCGGAUUUCAGAUCUGUUCAUUUUGGUGAGAAAAAUAGCGUAUCUGGUGGCGACGUGCUCAUAGCACGCAUAGCUUGCACGAAGCUGCAUUGCGGUGCUGUUAAUGUCUUCCUCUUUCACCCAUGACACUUUGGUAAUAGCGAUCUCCACGUUCUUUCAGGCAGCAUCUACUCUCUGACAGUGCUCUUCGCGGUUCAUUUCAUGCGCUUCUUUAGUUUUCAUGGAAAACGUAGUUGCUCUUGGUGAUCAAAUGUUUGUCGUGGAAGCAUCAUGCUCUGCUGUCAGAACUUGAGAGGUUUCAGGCAUCAGCUUGUCCUGAUCCGUUUUGCCGUGCGUGCUUCACGACUUAUCCUACUCAAAGCGGACGUAUGUAGUAAAGCCUGCUAAGCUGCACGAUGAAAUUUGAAACAAGCCCACCUUGUCGUUGCCCUGUGUGCUGUCAGCUGCUCAACUCCUGGGCAAUGCUGUGUUCUUGCAGUAGGCGAAUGUCAUGGUCAAACCGGAGGUCUUUCAAGGCGACGUGUCCCACUGUGGUGGAUGUUGAAUUGGCGGCCGAUGACAGUCAACUUACUUUUUUACUAGCUGGCCUAGUAAAUCGCACUUGAUGGGAUCACAGUGUCCACUAUCCAGCUAGAUAACGGGUUGAACACAGUUGAACAUUUAAAACAAACUUUAAAUCACACGGAGAAGUUCAAAAAAGGAAGGUAAAAACACACAAGACAUUCAGUUUUCCAGCCCAUGAAAAAGUGGUCCUGUCUUUAGGUCUGGUGGAGUAAGUCUGGCCGUCCUGCAUUUUUCGAACCGCAGUUUCCAUCCCCGUUGUCGACCCCUAUGCCCGGGAAACAUCUCCCAACACCUCGAAGCGUCGUCACUGGGUCACUUCCAGGAACCAAACGGACGGAGCAGCUCCUUUCUAACGCGCAAAGCUCGGAGUUUGUGGGGGGUCAGCGAAACAGAAAGCAAUAAAAGAAAGGAAGGCUUGCUUUCUUCCAGCUGCGCGUUCACGAUGCACACAGAACAGGUGCUCUGUAGUUUAUCCUCAGGUUAUUCAGGAACAUUAUACACAAUGAAACAUUAAAAAUCAACAAUGAGAAAUAAAAAAGAAUGCAAGGCAAAAUCUUCCGUAAUGAAAGAUAACGUACUACACAUCAGCUUGCAGAUAUUUAGGUCACGGGACUUCUUGCUUUUCACUCUGAACCAGCAACAUUCCAAGACAGCAGGCUCUUGAGGAUGCGAGAUGUUAGUUGCUGUGCACUUUCACCUCCUUUGGUCAUAUGCUUUUUCUAGGAGAAAAAGUUCCAUGAAAAUUUGAAAGAAUGAGUUAGCUUAAACCCAACAUAAGAUAACAUCCGAUGGUUUAAGUGCAGCAAACGUGGGAAACCUUCAGGGUAAAGGAGUGGUGUAUAUACCAUUACUGUUUCGUAUACUCUUAAAAGGGGUGCUUAGUGUGACAAAGCAUGAAAAACAAUAAAGGCAGUGUUGUGUCACUGCUCAUAAUGUAGCAGAGUAACAACAUUUAUAUCUGUAAAUUAUACACUAACAGGCAUGCAAGUGGGCAUAUGACGUUGUACUUCAUCAGUCACUGCUCCACUAAAUAGUAACUGCCGGCAUGUCAACACAUAACCUUCACUUAAACACAGAGCAUCCCUGAAGGUAUGAAAUGUGAACUUAGGCAACAGCAAAUCAAAAUUACUAUUGCAACCUUUUCUUCACUGUUGGCUUGAAGCUCUUCAUCAUAUCUCAAUGAGUCCUCUACAGAUGAAACUGGCUAGCCAGGAAUGUCCGCUGAAUGCAGAGGUGCAUCGUCCACUUUCUUUAUUAGUUCACUAAAGUACUGUGUGUGCGCCUGUUAAGUAAGCUUGGUGGCAUUAAGUGCAAACAAAAUUUUUUCCAUGAAGGCUAAAACAAAAAGAGCAUUUGUGAGCAUAGUAGAUGGUAUGCUAACACAGUCAAGAGCCACACAAUAAACGUGGUAUGCUUUAAGAAGCUCACAUUCUUAAGCUGUCACUCCCCCUACCAUCACUAGUCAAACAUGAAACAUGGAGGUACCCCCGUAUUCAAAACAAUGAAAGGGUAAAUGGCCACCUGUGUCUGUGGGCAGCGAAGAGUGAUGUUUAUGCAUCCUGUCUGGCUGAUGCAAGUAUCAAGAGCCUGAAAUUUUAACUCACUUAUGGUCACCGUUCAGGCGCAUUCAUGAAAUGUUAGCUUGCAGUUUUUUCCAAAUAAAUUAGCGAUUAAGUCUACAGCGCAGAAAGGCAGGUGUACAAAAUGUGAAAAUGAGAACACAGGGACAACAUUCCUGUUCUUGUGUCAGUGUUUUGCAUACCAGUCCUACUCUACAACAAAUUCCUACCCACUUGCACAGUUUUUAUUUUCCAUGCACCUCGCCAACAGGACCAUAAACACACUCCACAGAAAUGAAUUACAUCUCUUCCAAUCCAUGACUGAAGUCUGUUAACUGUAUUUUUAUUUCCCAGAGGCUCCAUAAGCUUACUGUAGGUGGAGGUCAAUACCCAGAUUUAUAGAAACACAGUGUGCAAAUUUCGAACCGAGAAAUUGUAGAUCUGGCUGUGACAUGUUUGGCUGAGGCGGCGUUGUUGGUGCAGGGCAAAACUGUGCACCUGGAAAACCCAGGAAAUAUAGGAGCAGCUGUACGAUGUACAUUUUCGCAGUUAAUACAUUUUUCUCCCCAUGCCUUUUUUUUCCCCAGGAACGUAUGAACGAGGUUUCUACUGUACGUGUUUGUGAGAGGCACGAAAAACAUGGGACAGAUGGAAAAAAAGGCACACGCUCCCUACACGCCCUUUAUGUAGAGUAAUAGAGCUUGAUAGACACAAGAUUUCAAACAAAAAUCAAAUUAUUGGAACUACCUUGAAAAUCUUCAAGCUAGUACAUUCUUCUUUCUUAAAUUGACAGUGUCAUUCUGGCUAUCCUGCUUUGUUUACACACACUGAAAUCACGUGACUGCCGCAUCGUAUAAGGGAAAGGUGCUGCAUGUUCCUUCAUUAAACUUCCAGCUACACAAUUGCGUAUUUUCUUUUCAUCAAUCUUUUGUUCUUUGCGUCAUUCACAAAUAUGGAGAAGCAAAUUUUGGAAGGACUUCUCUGUGCAUUGGCCUACGUCGAUUGUUUAUUGUUUAUCGCAACAAUUAUUGAUCUGUACGCUAGUGAUGGCUUCUCCCCAUGUGUGGAUGGGUUUUUUUUUUUUUUUUUUUUUUAAACACUGUGACUGCACUUGGUGAAUGGAGGCAUGCGCAGUGUGUGGAAAACAGACAUGCAAGACCUGCUUCCUUUGCAAGUGUACAGAGAGACUCCAUUAUCUGAUGUAGACUGUUAGUGCCAGACCAAGCUGGCAGCAGUGAUUGCUUCUAGUCAAUAGUUCUAUCUAGUCUCGAGUAUAGCAUUUUCUGUGAAAAUGAGUAGAGGGAACUCUGGCGUCGGCGAUCUUGCAGCUAAUGCAGGAACUAUGGGUAGUGGCACACAGCUUUGUCAAACCUUCGUGCUUGUGGCUUCAGAUGUGCUUGUGGCCGUAUUUAUUACAUUUUUCCUUUCUGACUUUUCAAGCAGUCAUGUUUUCCUGAUUGCAUUAAGGAAGCAAGUAUAUCUGCAUACAUAUAUAAUCAUUGCAAAUUGUUGCAUUUUCGUUAAAGAGUGAUCAAAUUACAAAGUCUCAGAGCCAUUUGAAGCCAGAAGAAUGAACUUUAGGCAGAUCCAUGUAGUAUUGCGCCAUCAUUCUCAGGUUGGCUGAACCAGCACACCUGCAGCUUCCAUAGAAACUGUAAUGCCAGAGUUCAUCCUAGAAAUUUUCGUAGGAGAGUCUAUGGUCUCCAGCACUUCAGCCUUUGGCUGGGGCUGCGACAUUUCCAGCUUUGAUUGCAAAUCACAAAUGAGCGCCUACUCUUCGAACUGGUGCCAAAGCCCAGCAGUAAUGCACAUUGCAUCAAUCAAAGGGAACGUAACUGUGGCACUGCUUAACCUUUUUUGACAGCCUGUACAUGGGACAGUGAGGCAGCAGUUCUCACAAUCAAGCCAAAUAGCAUACGUGCACUUGCUCAAGUUGUCACCUGCAAGCCUGAAGUUUUGCUAGUCUCGUGAUACUGUAAAGAAAGCGCACAUUUCUUUCUAUUUCAUAAAUCCUGAAACAGGCUACGUUCAUAAAAAGCCAGUCUUCGUGGCAGUGUCACCUUUUCGUGAUACAUUGCAAGUGCAACGUGCAGGUUGGGUAUUUGUCCUUUGUUGUGGUUGAGGUGAUGAACUUUAUUUCUAGGGCAUUCAGCCUCAUAUUGUCUUCAGUGUGCCUCCUGUUUGUGUUUCCUUCGUGAGGAAGUUUCUCAAGCCCAACGUGUUUCUCGAAACUGCCUUGCUAGUCAAGAUAUAUAUUCACUUUCAUAUUUUGAAAAAAAAAAGGCCAAUCCAGAAUAGUUCCUACUUUUUUAAAAUAUACAUAGGGUACAUUGCAGAUAUUUUUAUUUAUUUUUGAAGGUCUUCAUUGCUGCUGUAAAUUCGGACUUUUCGGUUUGGUGCUUGUAGAAGUUCAAGAGAUUCAGACAGACAUGUGUGUGCCUGCAAGAAUGCUACAGGUGUCAGUGAUACGAAGAAGUCUCUCUAUCAUGUUGUUUGUGCAGUGUUAACAUUCAUUCCAAGUUCCAGUGUGAGCGUGUGCACGUGAAGAAAGCCCAUCAUACGUUGUGUGCAUGGAACUCGUCGAGAGUUGUUCAUGAAGCUUAGCUCAAUAAAAGCUAGGAAAAUAAAUGAAUACUAAAAUUCAA